AAUCAUUCAAAAGGAAAGAAGCUAAUUCUCUUGCCUGUUGUUUAUUCUAAAUACUAAUCUGUUCUAAGUUUUGGCGAUAAUGAGAAGUAAAUGUAUCAAAUCUUGGUGGAAGGUACUGUGGGAGACGGUUUCUGUGGAGACAUUGGAAUAGAUGACUUGUCCUUUACAGACUGUAGCCUUUACAAUGGAAAUUUGCCAACUAUCUCAUCAACACCCUCGGGAACUUCAGUUCCUACAACACUCCCUAUGAACAAUUGCACAGAGAAGGAAUUUGUCUGUAGAGAAACGGGCCACUGCAUCCAGAUGAUCCAGAGAUGUGAUUUCAGACCUGACUGCUCUGAUAAGUCUGAUGAGUCCUCUUGUGCUGUGGAAGUUUGUGAUUUUGAAGGUGAAAACCUAUGUGAAUGGUAUCAACCAGUAACAGAAGUGGCAGCAGCAACUGUUUCAGUCCAUUCCACUAAUGCAUUCCAGUGGGGCCUUGGAAAUGGAGCAACCGUGCAUCCUGGGGAAGAAAACCACAGGCCAUCAACUGAUCACACAAUGCAUUAUCCAGGUUUGGCAUUCAAAAGACACAUUCUUCCCUAUGACGUGAUGUUCAGGCAGCAAGGAUUACCCAUGCACCCACAGAAGUAAGAGGUAUUGUGGAGUCUUAUAUCAGAGACCUGAGGACAGUAUUGCAGAAGGUGGAAAAAUAGAUGAGCCUGAAGCAAGCAAGCCAGGAACAUGGGAAAAAGAGAAUUACAUGCCCAUCCAAG
Mauremys mutica (yellowpond turtle) is the source of this 755-nucleotide messenger RNA. Its product is annotated as MAM and LDL-receptor class A domain-containing protein 1-like. Lineage: Eukaryota; Metazoa; Chordata; Testudines; Geoemydidae. The coding region runs from base 91 to 633 and encodes 180 amino acids. The record is from RefSeq and is a predicted model, not a curated record. Gene Ontology annotation, cellular component: membrane. The transcript has 6 exons. Gene Ontology annotation, molecular function: protein binding.